Messenger RNA from Lodderomyces elongisporus, 1470 nucleotides. RefSeq names its product Zrt1p (gene ZRT1). Gene Ontology annotation, molecular function: zinc ion transmembrane transporter activity. The transcript has a single exon. Lineage: Eukaryota; Fungi; Ascomycota; Pichiomycetes; Serinales; Debaryomycetaceae. The record is from RefSeq and is a predicted model, not a curated record. The coding region runs from base 1 to 1470 and encodes 489 amino acids. Gene Ontology annotation, biological process: zinc ion transmembrane transport. Gene Ontology annotation, cellular component: plasma membrane.
AUGGUGAGGUCUGAAAAUAUGGCCGCUGGAUUGAAAUUUCAGAUCCCACAAGAUAAGGUGGAUGGAAGCUUAAUCAACAUUGUACAACGUGCUGAUGAAGAAGAGCAUGACCACGACCAUGACCACGAAGAAGAGAAAAGUCACGACCACGAAGAUGAAGCAGAAGAAGAAGGGGAAAGUCACGACCACGAGGAAACUUUUUCAGUUACAGGCUGUCAUAUGCAUGGUGACUUACAGUACUGUAAAGACCCCGAAGGAAAUGAAGGCUACAUUACCCCUACUAUUGCUGAUGCGCCUACAAACUAUACUGGAUGUCAUGCACACGACAAUGAAACUUAUUGUAUGCACGGCGAGGAGCAUGUCCAAUUUAUUGUCAAUUCGGCAGAUGUCGAAUCAGCGCCAUCUUCUUCCACAUCUUCUUCCUCAUCAAAUUGUCACUUCCAUGCUGGCGUAGAGCAUUGCGAGGAUGACUCUAUCACAAAUGCAGAUGCACAAACUUGUGAAGCAGUUCAAAGAGACUACAAUAUCCCAUUACGUAUCGGUCUUCUUUUCGUGAUUUUAGUGACCAGUGCCAUUGGAUCUUUUGGACCAAUGGUUUUGAAAUCCUUAUUCAAGAUGUCACAAGAAAACGUUUUAAUAACAAUAAUCAAACAGUUUGGAACCGGAGUAGUCAUAUCGACCGCCUUUGUUCAUCUCAUGACCCACGCUGCUCUCAUUUGGGGUAAUUCUUGUUUAAGGUUGAGCUACGAGGCGACUGGGCCCGCAAUCACCAUGGCAGGGUUAUUUGUCGCCUUUUUGAUUGAAUAUGUUGCCUACAGGCUCCUUGGCAAAUCAAGAAUAAACAAUAAAGAGAUGCAAGGUGCACACAUCCACGAUGUCGAGCAAGGUGACAACCAUGCAGACUCAAUCCAAGACUCAAUAGAAAAUUCCAUUGAGAAAUCUCCCGAAAAUGUGUCAGCACACUCGAUCAAUCCACUGGUUGACCCAAGAAAGGAGAAAAUCUCAGUAAUGAUUCUCGAAGCAGGUAUCGUCUUUCACUCAAUCCUUAUUGGUCUCACACUUGCCGUAACAGCAGACACAUACUUUAUCACCUUGUUUAUUGUAAUUGUAUUCCAUCAAUUCUUUGAAGGUAUUGCACUUGGCUCCAGGAUCAUUGACCUUAAAACGGCUACCAUCGUGACAAAAGUCAUAAUGGCCCUGGUGUUUGCAUUGAUUACCCCCAUUGGUAUGGCCAUUGGGAUUGGAGUGCUCAACCAAUUCAAUGGAAACGACAAGUCAACGAUAAUAGCGUUGGGGACUUUGGACUCAUUCUCCGCUGGUGUGUUGUUGUGGACGGGACUAAUUGAAAUGUGGGCUCACGAUUGGUUGUUUGGAUACUUGAGACAUACCAAUAUGGUGCACACGGUUUUGGCUAUGGCUGCACUUGUUGCCGGCAUGCUCUUGAUGAGUUUCUUAGGUAACUGGGCAUAA